Molecule: messenger RNA, 610 nt
Organism: Ilex paraguariensis (yerba mate)
Lineage: Eukaryota; Viridiplantae; Streptophyta; Magnoliopsida; Aquifoliales; Aquifoliaceae
Source: the annotation of a GenBank genome assembly
CCACGGUAAAUAUGUGUUUGAUGUCUGUGCUGGAUGUUUUUAGAGAGAUCUAGGUUCAGGUGAAGCAAGUGGCUCUCCCUUGUUAAUAAGAGAUUGUAGGAAAAGCUAGCUCAAAGGACUUGGAUAUAGCAAGAACUUGAAAUUUUGCUGUAUUCUGCGCGGAAUCAUGCCUGGGAUUUGGGUGGAUUUCCUUGUCCAAGGUUGGAAAAUUGAAGAGCACCAUAACUUUGAGCUCUGUUUUCAGGUACGGGAAAUAAGUGCAUUGGCUGGAAGCAGCAGGCAGCGUCAACCUCUGUUGAAGGGUGGUUCAGUUACUCUGCUCAGGUGUUCAACUUCCAAAUGCUGUGUUAUAGAGCUUAGGGCCUGCUUAAGAGCUCUUACUGAAGGAGUGGAGGUGAGGAAGGACAAGGGGAUGAUGACAAUAAUCACUAGAAUUGGUCUGCAGAAUUGGAGACAUCUACUUGCAAUUCAGAAUGGCCCCUACUAUCGCCCACUUACUCUGCCACAACAGACAAUCAAGUACUACUGUUAGAUUCCUAUCUCUGGAUUCUUUUUCACACUCAAUUUCUGGGAAUUUCUGCAAGGCCAAACUCUUUGGUAUCGUAUUAAA